Glarea lozoyensis ATCC 20868 is the source of this 792-nucleotide messenger RNA. RefSeq lists its product as uncharacterized. The coding region runs from base 1 to 792 and encodes 263 amino acids. The transcript is spliced from 4 exons. The record is from RefSeq and is a predicted model, not a curated record. NCBI's taxonomy places the organism in Eukaryota, Fungi, Ascomycota, Leotiomycetes, Helotiales, Helotiaceae.
AUGACUUUUCUUCGCGCCUUAUACCUGAAUUUCAAAGACGACUUCGGCGACCUGUUGGAAACCACCGAUUUCUCAGUCGCAACAUGGCUAGCGUUGGGCGCUGGUCUACAGCUGCUCAGCCAGACAUUAAUGCCUAUGAACUUGGCCUUUUGGCUACCUCUAAUUUAUCUUUUGCAACUCGUCAUUCGUGUCUGGAUUGCGUGCCGUAACAUAUUCACUGGCAGCUUUAAGGGCAUCCGAUUCGGUCGUUGGUCCACCCAGUUUUCUGAACCAAGCGAGGGAUCGAAGAAAACAGCAACAUCGGACGGAGUAGUGAUGUUUUUGUUGGGUGCGAGAAUUAAUCAUCCUCUCGGAAAACUCGCUCCUGGCAGUCCAGAAAUCGACAAAGUGUUCAAAGAUAUGUGGAAAGAAGCUGAAGCUAACAGCGAUGAAUGGAGCUAUCUUGGAAGAAGUGCAACGUUGUUCGAUACAUCCGAUUCCCAGGGUGUCACAGCAUUCUGGUUGUCGUACUGGAAAGACCUGGAAGGCCUGCAAAAGUUUGCAACAUCAGCAGCUCAUAAUCUAGGUAGAAACGCCUAUAAUGCAGGAAAGUACCGUUACAUGGGUAUUUUUCACGAAACAUACUAUUCACCAAAAGGUUGCUGGGAGACUAUCUAUGGUAACAUGCCUCCAAUUGGUCUAGGAAAGAUAAUGGAGAAGGUUGACAUGGGUUCGGAGGGGGUUGGGUUGGUUGAGACUUUGAGGAAAAAUAUGAAGGGGUCAACAAUGUAUAGUCGAAUGGGCCGAAAUUAG